Messenger RNA from Talaromyces marneffei, 948 nucleotides. RefSeq lists its product as uncharacterized. Gene Ontology annotation, biological process: oxaloacetate metabolic process. Lineage: Eukaryota; Fungi; Ascomycota; Eurotiomycetes; Eurotiales; Trichocomaceae. The transcript has 3 exons. The coding region runs from base 1 to 948 and encodes 315 amino acids. The record is from RefSeq and is a predicted model, not a curated record. Gene Ontology annotation, molecular function: magnesium ion binding; catalytic activity.
AUGGCCUCAGCAGCUCGCAACAACCUCCGACGAGCUCUGCUCUACGUCCCCGGCUCGUCUCAACGCUUCCUCGACAAAUCCCGCUCUCUGGCCGCAGACUGCGUCGCCUACGACCUCGAGGACAGCGUAACUCCGCACAAAAAGGCAGAGGCACGCCAACUCGUGCGGAGAGCCAUUGACCAAGCAGCUCCGACGCAGAUACGUGAGCGGGCGGUGCGAAUCAAUUCUGUAGAUAGUGGGUUGGCGUUGGCUGAUUUGACUGAAGUUUUGCAAUCACCAAACCUGACGACCCUGGUCGUGCCAAAAGUCAAUUCAGCUUCUGACCUGACUUUUAUCAACGACGUGAUAACUCACACUCUGAGAAAAGAAGAAAGGAAAACACCAAUUUCGAUCCUGGCGCUCAUCGAGUCCGCAAAAUCAAUCACCAAUCUCAAUGAAAUCUGCCGCGCAACCCCUCUCCUUCAAGGCCUCAUCUUCGCCGCUGAAGAUUUCGCGCUUGAUCUUAGUCUUACGCGCACCCCGUCUUUAACGGAGUUUCUGUUCGCGAGAUCAGCCAUUGUCACAGCUGCAAGGGCGCAUGAUCUCCCCUCAACGAUUGACCUGGUCUGCACAGCAUACAGAUCCGACUCCGCCAAACAACUACUAGAAGAGGAAUCGCGAGGCGGGAAGAGGUUAGGCUUUAAUGGCAAACAAUGUAUUCACCCCACGCAGGUCGAGACUGUGCAGCGAGUAUUCAGUCCCGAGGCGGAGGAGGUUGAAUGGGCGGUUCGGGUUAUGAUUGCAGAUGCAAAAGCAGCCGAGGCGGGUAAGGGGGCGUGGACGUUGGAUGGGAAGAUGAUUGAUGUUCCUGUUGCGGAGAAGGCGAAGAGUAUUGUGCGGAGGGCGGAGGCUUGUGGGUUGGAUAUUGAGGCAUUAAAGGAGCAGUGGAAGGGGCAGGAGCCGGAAUAA